This is a messenger RNA of Sphenostylis stenocarpa, 1272 nucleotides long. The record is from the annotation of a GenBank genome assembly. NCBI's taxonomy places the organism in Eukaryota, Viridiplantae, Streptophyta, Magnoliopsida, Fabales, Fabaceae.
AUGGCUUCUUCGGAAGCCGAUUCCCGUCUGAAGCAGGUGCUCGUUCCCGCGCUCGAGAAAAUCAUCAAAAACGCGUCAUGGAGAAAGCACGCGAAGCUCGCGCACGAGUGCAAAUCCGUGAUCGAAACUCUAACCUCUGCCCCGAAGCCUCAAUCGCCGGCCUCUAACGACGCAGCCGAGCCGGAGGCCUCGGUCCCUGGCCCGAUCCACGAUGGCGGUCCAGUGGAGUACUCGCUGGCGGAGUCGGAGUCGAUCCUUCGACCGCUCAUCGCCGCCGCGUCCUCCGGCGUCGUGAAGAUCGCCGAUCCCGCUGUCGACGCCGUGCAGCGGCUCAUCGCGCACGGAUUCCUCCGCGGCGAGGCGGACUCCGGCGGCGGCGCGCCUGAGGCAAAGAUGCUCGCCAGCCUGAUCGAGGCGGUAUGCAAGUGCCACGAGUUCGGCGACGACGCCGUCGAAUUGCUCGUGCUGAAGACGCUUUUAUCAGCAGUGACCUCAAUUUCCCUACGAAUUCACGGUGAUUGCUUGCUCUUGAUUGUGAGAACUUGUUAUGACAUAUAUCUCGGUAGUAAGAAUGUGGUGAAUCAGACGACGGCGAAAGCGUCGUUGAUUCAAAUGUUAGUUAUUGUCUUUAGGAGGAUGGAGGCGGAUUCGUCCACGGUUCCGGUUCAGCCUAUUGUUGUGGCUGAAUUGAUGGAUCCUGUGGACAAAUCUGACGUGGAUAACUCCAUGACGCAGUCUGUGCAGGGUUUUAUCACCAGGAUUGUGCAGGACAUUGAUGGAGUUUUGAAUCCAGUGACGCCGUCAACUUUGGGCGCACACGACGGUGCCUUUGAGACAACAGUGGCGGCAACAGUGGAAGCUGCGAAUCCGGCGGAUUUGUUGGAUUCCACUGACGAAGACAUGCUGGAUGCCAAAUAUUGGGAGAUCAGUAUGUAUAAGACCGCAUUGGAGGGGAGGAAAGGGGAGCUGGUGGAUGGGGAGCUGGUGGAGAGGGAUGAUGAUCUGGAGAUUCAGAUUGGGAAUAAGCUCAGGAGAGAUGCCUUUUUGGUGUUCAGGGCACUUUGUAAGUUGUCCAUGAAGACACCAUCGAAGGAGGCAUCCGUAGACCCUCAGUUGAUGAAGGGGAAGAUUGUGGCCUUGGAGUUGUUGAAGAUCUUGCUGGAGAAUGCUGGUGCUGUCUUCAGGACUAGCGAAAGUGUGCUUCGACAAGAUACAUACCUGCCACUGAUGCUUCCAUGCAAAGAAGUAGAAACUGAGAAAACGGCAGAAUAG